ACCCCGCACCUGCGCUACCAGACAUGGCCACCGGAUUCACGCCCUGCCAUGUGGGUAAGAACUGCCACCCGGAGUGUGAGGCCGCCAUCAACAACCAGGUCAACUUGGAGCUGUUCGCCUCCUACGUGUACCUGUCCAAGGCCUGCUACUUCGGCCGUGGAGACGUGGCCUUGAAGCACUUCAGCCUGUUCUUCCUUCAGCAGUCGAAGAAGGAGAGGGAGCACGCGGAGUAUCUGCUGGGGCUGCAGAACCGAAGUGCCAGCAACCCCUGCCUCUGGUACAUCCCUAGGCCUGAGGAAGACAGCUGGGAGAAUGGCGUGAGUGUCCUGGAGUGCGCCUUGCAGCUGGCGAAGAGAGUGCAGCAGAGCCUGCUGAGUCUGCAACAGCUGGCCACCGAGAAGUACGGCCAUGUCUGCAACUUCCUGAGGCACCACUACGUACAAGAACAAGCGAUGUUCAUCCAAGAGUUGGGGGACCAUAUCACCAACCUGCGCAAGCUGGCGGCCCCGGAAGAGAGCCUGGCAGAGUCCCUUUCUGACAAGCUCAGUCUGGGCAACAGCAAGAACAACUGA
Molecule: messenger RNA, 572 nt
Organism: Phyllostomus discolor (pale spear-nosed bat)
Lineage: Eukaryota; Metazoa; Chordata; Mammalia; Chiroptera; Phyllostomidae
Product: ferritin heavy chain-like
Exons: 1
Coding region: 24-572 (182 amino acids)
Biological process (GO): intracellular iron ion homeostasis; iron ion transport
Cellular component (GO): cytoplasm
Molecular function (GO): ferrous iron binding; ferric iron binding
Source: RefSeq, a predicted model, not a curated record